Molecule: messenger RNA, 4123 nt
Organism: Alnus glutinosa
Lineage: Eukaryota; Viridiplantae; Streptophyta; Magnoliopsida; Fagales; Betulaceae
Product: BAG family molecular chaperone regulator 6
Biological process (GO): protein folding
Cellular component (GO): plasmodesma
Molecular function (GO): protein-folding chaperone binding
Source: RefSeq, a predicted model, not a curated record
UGAACUCCUUCUGUGCCUUUUCCCGUAUAAAAGGCUAACGUCCAGCUCGCUUUAAUCUCACAGAAAACAAAGCACUGAUCGCGCACUAGAGAGACAGAGAGCUACAAGAAUUUGAAUCGCAGUUUGCUGGGUUGGUGGACCGAUUUCGCGCCGAUAACCGAGUCAUUCGGAUUGGGUGGAACUGUUUUGGUGGAGCUCUUGCGUUUUCUAUUCUUUCCGUCGAGGAAAGAGACGUCUUGUGUUCGCUUUUUGUUAUAAACUGCCAGAACCCGUGGUAGUUUACUGAGCAAGGGAUUACAACUUUUUCCCAGUGCUUGAAAGUGAUUCUACCUUUAACAAGCUGGGGAAAAUGAUGCCUGUGCACAGAUGCAUGGACUCGUACCCCUACCAGAAUACCCAAAUGCCUUUGAGUCAGUAUUAUCAUCCAGGCUUCGAAGCGGUUCCACCUCAUAUGAAGAUUGAUCCAACCAAGCCUCAUCUUGCAUAUGAAUCUUGGCCUUGUGGUGGCAACUAUAAUUACCCAAUGCCAUGGAAUUCCUGCUGCAAUCAUAACAGCUUCCCUGGUUAUUAUAGUUGCAGACCUCCUUAUCCACAUAUUCCACCAUUGUCACCAAUGCAUUGUUGUGGGGGUCAUCCUGCAUAUCAUGAAGCCUACCCUGUUUAUGACGUACCUCCUCCGCGCUACUCGGUGGAUCUGCCUAGAUACGAGUAUGAAAAGAAUAUGCCCAGAAACUAUCAUUGCUGUGGUUGUCCUAAUCACGCUCACAACCAGGAGGAAGAUAAAGGUUUGAAGAUCGAGGAGCAGGAGCCAGAUGUUGGAAGGAAAGGAAGUAAUCCUCUGGUUCCUGUUCACAUGAAAAAUUAUCCAUAUCCAAUUGUGUGGAAUCCGCCAGAGUACAUGAAAAACAAAGAAGAUAAAGAACCAUUUGAAUCAAAGGCUGCAGAGCCUGAUAAGGUUCAGUGUGCAACGAAGCCUCCUGAGAGCUUGAAAUCUAAUGAACGGGAGCCAAAAGUCUGGAAUGGAUGGUUCCCUUUUGACAUGAACAGACAUGAUUCUUUGAUGCAGGGUGGAGAUGGGAAGAGAGCUCAGAAUCAGCAAAAUGAGGACAAGAUGAGGCAAUUCCCAUUUCCCAUUAUCUGGGUGCCAUACCAUGAUAAGCAGGAGGAAGCUGGAAAGGAGGACAAGAAGGAGAUGGAUCCUGAGCCAGAAUCUGCCAAAGAGCCACCUUGUAUUUAUAACUUCGUCCCAGUAAAUCCUUCUCAAAGUGAUGAUUUCACAAAUUCACCUAAAGCAAAUGAAAAGAAGUUUGAGAGCCAGGGAGGUUCACCGACAGAGGAAAAAACUGCUAAUCAGAAAAACAUUCUAGUGGAAGAAAAAACUACUAAUCAGAAAACCAUUCCAGUGAAGCAAAUGGAAUCGCAUGAGGAGGAAAGUUCUGAGGACACUCAGAGCAGAGGAAGAAGUGUCAAUACAAUGAACAAGGCUUCUGGUACCAGCAGUAAAAGGCAAUACUCAUCCCCACCAAAGACACCCAAGUUAUCUCCUGUUUGUUUGAGACUUGAUCCUUUGCCAAGGAAGAAAAAUGGGAAUGGCAGUUCACGAUCUUCUAGUCCUCCUUAUCCCAAAGGGCAUUCACAUGAGACUUCAAACAGCAGCAAGGAGGUGGAGACAUACGAAAUGGAGAAGGUUAUCGAGGUCCUGGAAAGGAAAACCAGUGAAGACAAGGAUUGGGAGGCAAGUCUCAAACUCAGGUUCCAGUUAACUUGCCAAUUGAUUCUCAAGACGAGGUAUCAGGGAAACGAACUGUAGAAAACUGGAAAAGAUGGUGAAGAAUGUAAGAUUCAAGAGGAUAAAGGAGCAAGAAAGGCAGGAGAUAUGACAACUGAGGAACCAAAUGAAGCAAGGAAAGUGAAAGAUUCAGCUAAGUUAGCUGGAAAUGAAGGUAAACUUGAGAAAAAGACCCUGCCAGAUGAAGAAGCUGCCAUGUGUAUUCAGUCUGCCUAUCGUGGUUAUGAGGUGAGGAAAUGGGAACCAUUGAAGAAACUGAAGCAAAUAGCUGAAGUUCGUCAGCAGAUGCUUGAUGUUCAGAAUCAUAUUCAGAUUCUAGAGUCGUCUUCUGAUCUCCAAAGAGACGACAAGCAAAUUGCAGUAAUUGGAGAAACCAUAAUGAGGCUUCUGCUAAAACUGGAUACAAUUCAGGGCUUGCACCCAAGCGUUAGGGAUAGUAGAAAAUCCUUGGCGAAGGAGCUUGUAACCCUACAGGGGAAGCUGGAUUCGCUAAUGAUUAAGUCAUCUGAAGAAGCUAUCGAGGAGGCGUCCCCUUCUGAACAUAUGGAGCGGCAUCCUGUUGAGACUCCCAAUGGUUCUUACAUACAAGAGGAGCGGAAAAAGGCAGCAGCAGGACCUGGAGAAACCACUUCUGAUAAAAACUGCAGUAGUAAUCACGAAUUGAUGGAGUCACAUGAAAGUUUGCUUCUUGACAUGACAACCACUUUGUCCAGCUCCCAAAGGGAGAAUAAUUUGGGGUCUACAUUUGCCAACAAGGAGGGGAAUGAGAAAUCUGAAGUUGAAAAUAGCAGACUACUAGUGGCAAGUGGGAUCAUACGCAAAGAGGCUGAGCUUGAUAUUAGUCAAAUAGAGCUGAAAGAUAUAGAGAAGGGGAAUACCGAAUUUUCGGAGCUUGAACAAUCCCCUGAACUUCCUUUGGUUAGAGAAGACAACAUUAAAUCUGAGAUAUGGACUACGGGAACAUCAUCUGAUGUUGAUGGUCCCUUACAUAGUAUCCCUGUACAGGAGAUGGAAGAGUUGCUGCACAGUGCAACUGAUGAGAAGCCUACUAUUUUUGAGUCUGAGAAGGACGAACAUGUCAGAUUGGUAAAUAAUGAAGUCCAAGAGAGUGGAGUCGAAUCCAAUGUGUCUACUUAUGUCACUUUGUCAGCCAAAGUUGAUGAUCUGAUGACAACUAGCGAAGAACCAGAGGUUGAUCAGUUAGAAGAAUUACCACUGGGAGUAAUUGACGAAGGCCCUGCAGUUUCCGAGUUCAAGAAGCAUGAACAAGUUGAAAUUGAUGGAGGGAGGAAAUGUGAUGUGGAACUUAAUGUGACUUCCCCAGAUGAUGAAACUCAAGUUGUAAGUCAAAUUGAGCAACAGGCACUGGAAGUCCCUCAGGAGGAGCAGAUUAUUGCUGAAUCUCCAGAUUGGAUAAAGGCUGGCUAUCAGAAAGUUGAGGAACUACCCAAAGAUACAACUCUUGAAAUAGCAGUGGAGCCACCAUCAAAGCUUUCAGUUGUCUGUGAGUCAGCAGAACCCCAGCCUAUCAUCUCAGUAGUUGGGGCAGAAGGCCGCGGGGAAGUGCCUGGAGAUAUAUUCGAGGGAGUAGAUGAUGUUAACUAUACUUGCUCCCCUGUACCGGCAGUUACAGGGGUGACUACAGAGACAAAAGUGCCAAAUUGCGAAAAUAAAGAAGAUCAUGAUGAGCAGCCUGUGGCAAUCAGAGAGGAGAAUAAAGCGGCGCAAGAGGCAGGAGAAGAAAGCCAGGAUGAAGUUGAGAUUGACCACACUAAUGGAUCUGAAACUGUCAAGGAGGAGGCUCCAAUGCAUGUGGAGAAGGUUGACGUGGAAGGAGAGGCAUUACCUAUGUCACCGACUGCCAGCAAGCUAUGUGUUGAUGAACACGACUUAGGUUUGGAAAGUGAUAAAAGGCUUGUUGAAGAGAAUGAGAAACUGAAGGAGAUGAUGGAGAGGUUGAUGGAAGCAGGGAAAGAGCAGUUGACUGUUAUAUCCAACCUGAAUGCAAGAGUGAAAGACUUGGAGAAAAAGUUGUCUAGGAAGAAAAAACUGGGGACAAGACAUUAUGGACAAGCCACAUCUAGAUCUUCUUGUGUCAAACCGUUAAAUAAGCCCCUGAAGGAGAGGGCUGUUGGUGUUACAAUGUAAGCAGGUUACUGGCUAAAUACCUCUUAUUCUCAGAAAAAGUUGCAACUAUAUCCAGUUAUGCAAGGUUGAGUUACAUUGUAUGUAUCCUAAACCUGUCAUGUUUUUAUAUUUGUUAGUGGUGUAUCAUAAGUUCUCAUCAUAAUUUGUUGGCUUUAUGAUAUUUAUAUAACGUGUCAUGUGUUUAUA